Molecule: messenger RNA, 882 nt
Organism: Didymella exigua CBS 183.55
Lineage: Eukaryota; Fungi; Ascomycota; Dothideomycetes; Pleosporales; Didymellaceae
Product: guanine-N(7)--methyltransferase
Exons: 3
Coding region: 1-882 (293 amino acids)
Biological process (GO): RNA (guanine-N7)-methylation; tRNA methylation
Cellular component (GO): tRNA methyltransferase complex
Molecular function (GO): tRNA (guanine(46)-N7)-methyltransferase activity
Source: RefSeq, a predicted model, not a curated record
AUGACCGGCGAGCCAGCAAAGCGCCAGAAGCGUGAAGAGUACAAGAAGACACUCGUCGAAAAUGACGCGACGCUGCCGAAGAAGAAAUUCUACCGGCAACGCGCCCACGCCAACCCGUUCUCAGAUCACUCAUUGACAUAUCCCACAAGUCCCGCGGAUAUGGACUGGGCAGGUCUGUACCCUACGUAUGCAGCCGAGGACAAGGCGCGAUCGAAGUCAAAAGUCGAGUCACAUGACAACGGCGAGAAAGACAAGAGCACAGCAGUCAUGGCACUCACAAAGAACGUCGAGAUUGCCGACAUUGGUUGUGGUUUUGGAGGCCUUUUAUUCGCACUCGCGCCAAAGUUCCCGGACACACUGAUGCUAGGCCUCGAGAUCAGAACCUCAGUCACAGAAUAUGUGCAAGAGAAAGUGCGCGCCCUGCGGGUUCAGAACGCCGCAACAGGCGCUUAUCAAAACGCGUCCUGCAUCCGCGCAAACACGAUGAAGUUCCUGCCCAACUUCUUCCAGAAAGCGCAGCUCAAAAAGAUCUUCCUCUGCUUCCCGGAUCCGCACUUCAAGCAGCGCAAGCACAAAGCCCGCAUUGUAUCGUACACGCUCAACUCGGAGUAUGCUUAUGUACUCAAACCGGGCGCGGUCGUGUAUACGAUCACUGAUGUGCAGGAUCUGCACGAAUGGAUGAAGGGGCACUUUGAGAAGCAUCCUAGUUUUGAGCGAGUCAGUAAGGUUUUUGAGGAGGGGGAGGGAGAGGCUCAAGAAGGCAUGGAUGAGUGCGUGAGGCUGAUGAGGAGUGAGACUGAGGAGGGGAAGAAGGUCACGAGGAAUAACGGGAUGAAGUAUGUGGCCUGCUUCAGGAGACUCGAGGAUCCCGCAUGGCCUUGA